Phalaenopsis equestris is the source of this 2763-nucleotide messenger RNA. RefSeq names its product conserved oligomeric Golgi complex subunit 5. Gene Ontology annotation, cellular component: COG complex. The transcript is spliced from 3 exons. Gene Ontology annotation, biological process: intra-Golgi vesicle-mediated transport. NCBI's taxonomy places the organism in Eukaryota, Viridiplantae, Streptophyta, Magnoliopsida, Asparagales, Orchidaceae. Bases 106 to 2574 code for a protein of 822 amino acids. The record is from RefSeq and is a predicted model, not a curated record.
CAGGUCAUUGAGGGCUAAUGAGUAAAUGCUGAAAUCCAAAAACUUACAGAUCAAGAGAGGGGAGGUUUAUAGAUCUGAAGCAGCGCAGGGCGCUCGUCGCCGGCGAUGGCUUCCCCGCGAAUCCUCCCUUCUUCUCCUCUCCAGAGGCUCGCCACAAUGAAGGAAGCAAACCCUAAUACGUCCAAUUCAGGCUCUUCUUCCGCCACCGCAUCGUCCAUCCUAGAGACCUUUGCCUCAGACCCCAUCUUCUCCGCCUUCCUCUCUCCCGACUUCGACUCAGCUCGCUUCUCUUCCCAAGCCCUAAGCUCCGGAUCCGCCGCUUCUUGCGCUGAAAGCCUACAAGAAGCCAUCCGCCUCCUCCAAAAAGAUCUCCGCGCUGAAGUCCUCGCACGCCACCCCGCUCUCCUCUCUCAACUCUCCUUCCUCUCCGAAGCGGAGACCUCCCUCUCCUCUGUACGCUCCUCCGUCUCCUCUCUUCAAUCCUCACUUCGCCAAGCUCGCCAGGAACUCGCCGAGCCCCUCCAUCUCGUCCGCGCCCACACUGUCCAGCUCUCGAAUCUACAUGCUGCUGCAGAUCUCCUUAACUCCUCUUCUCGCCUCUUGCGCCUUUCGAAGAAGCUCCGAGAUGUCAUGGCCCAACCCGCCGACCGCCUAGAUCUCGCCAAGGCCGCUGAGAUGCAUCGCGACAUCGAGCUCCUUUACGAAGAGCGCGGCCUCUCGGGCAUCUCCGUCGUUGAGGACGAGAUCCGCUGGCUUUUGGAGACCGGAAACCAGCUGCGGUCUCAGGCGAUGAAAGCUGUUGAAAGAGGCAUGGACGAGCAUAACCAGAAUGAUAUAUGGUGUGGCCUUCAAGUGUUUUAUAAUCUGGGGGAAUUGAGAUCGACUGUAGAUCAAUUAAUUAGCAAAUAUAAGACGUCAGGGGUGAAAAGCGUUGGUUCUGCGCUGGAUAUGAAGGCGAUCUCAGCGACCGGGGGGUUUUCUGGGCCAGGAGGCGUACACAGGAGCGGCAUGCCGCAAAUUGGGGGAGGGAAGAAGCCCGGAGAGGCUCUUUGGGAGAGGAUGGGUCGAUGCAUGGAUGAUUUGCAUAAGGUAGUGACGGCAGUGUGGCAAUUGCAGACCGUGCUGUCGAAGAAGAGGGUUCCAUUCACGCAGGUCUUGUUCUUACAUGAAGUUUGGCAGGAGGACGAUCCUCUUUUGACGGAUCGAGUUUGGGACGCAAUUAUUAAAUCUUUUGCGAACCAAAUGAAAUCAGCUUUUAACACUUCGAGUUUUGUCAAAGAAGUUUUCACCGCUGGGUAUCCGAAGCUUUUUACUAUGGUUGAGAAUCUUCUCGAAAGGAUUUCGCGUGACACAGAUGUAAAAGGGUUCUUUCCUGCUGUUACACUGGAUGGGAAGGAUCAAAUGGUUGCGGCCAUUAACAUAUUUCAGAUGGCCUUUCUGGCUCUUUGCCUUGGCCGCCUUUCAGAUUACGUUAAUAGUAUAUUUCCAGUAUCGAGCCGGGGUAGUAUUCCAUCGAAGGAACAGAUUUCGAGACUCAUACUGAGAAUACAAGAGGAGAUUGAGGUCGUCAAACUACGUGGGCGCUUGAUGCUUCUCGUUCUGCAUGAAAUUGGCAAAGUUCUAAUUUUGGUAGCGGAGAGAGCUGAAUACCAGAUAUCUGCUGGUCCUGAAGCCCGUCAAGUAACAGGUCCUGCAAAUCCAGCACAGCUAAAAAACUUCGCUCUCUGUCAACAUCUGCAAGAAAUCCAUAUUCGCAUCUCCGCCAUAACAUCCUCCCUCCCAACAGUCGCUGAUGAAGUUCUCUCCCCUUCGCUCGGCGUCAUCUAUGGAGUCGCUUGCGACUCCGUGACAUCCCUUUUUCAAUCCAUGCUCGACCGCCUCGAGUCCUGCAUCCUUCAAAUCCAUGAUCAGGACUUCGGAUCACAUGGCAUCGACUCAUCAAUCGAUAACCAUGCUUCUUCUUACGUGGACGAGCUCCAAAAAUGCGCUGUUCACUUCCGAAAUGAAUUCCUAUCGAAGCUUCUGCCCGCCUCCACCUCCCGGUCAGAGACGAUAUGCACUGAUCUUGUCCGCCGAAUGGCUUCUCGUGUUCUGAUAUCGUUCAUCAGGCAUGCUGCUUUGGUUCGGCCUCUGUCCGAGUCUGGAAAACUGAGGAUGGCGAGAGAUAUGGCGGAGCUCGAGUUGGCGGUCGGCCAAAACCUGUUUCCGGUGGAGCAGUUGGGAGCUCCGUAUCGAUCCCUUCGAGCUUUCCGUCCCAUGAUCUUCUUGGAGACAUCUCAGCUUCAGGGUUCACCGUUGCUUAAUGAUUUGCCGGCGAGUGUGAUACUUCACCACCUCUUCUCUCGAGGCCCAGAUGAGUUGCAGUCGCCUAUGCAGAGAAACAAGCUCACCCCUCUGCAGUAUUCUUUGUGGCUUGAUUCCCAAGGAGAGGAUCAGGCAUGGAAAGGUAUCAAAGCAACCUUAGAUGAUUAUGAGAUGAAGGUUAGGGGUAGAGGAGACAAGGAGUUUAGUGCUGUUUAUCCUCUCAUGCUGCAAAUUGGUUCUUCUAUCUCAAUGGGCAUUUCAUCCCAUUAAUGAUUUUUGUUAUGUUAGGCUUUUUGUUAAUCAGAGUGGAGAGCUUUUUUUUCUUGUUGUAGAUAAGGUUCAUGUAGUCAUUUCUAUGAGCUUAAAAUUGCAUUGAUUAUUUUGGAGAAACUUUGCACUUUCAAUACAGAUGAUUUUUGUUGUAAUCUAUUUGUUUUAUACAUUUUGUUGGUUCAUGUC